Messenger RNA from Penicillium angulare, 252 nucleotides. RefSeq lists its product as uncharacterized. The record is from RefSeq and is a predicted model, not a curated record. The transcript has a single exon. NCBI's taxonomy places the organism in Eukaryota, Fungi, Ascomycota, Eurotiomycetes, Eurotiales, Aspergillaceae. The coding region runs from base 1 to 252 and encodes 83 amino acids.
AUGCUUCUUGAGAUAGAGUUGGAAAAUGUUCCUAAUCAAGAGAUGAGAGAGAUGCUGGUAGAUGAAUUAACCCAACAUGCCAAGGGUGUAUUCCAAUGGGCCUAUCUUAUAAUGCCCUUUGUCAAGCAAAAAGUUAUCGAAGGGGAGUCAAUUAGUGAAAUCUGUGAUUGGCUAGGCGAUGUCCUAGCCGAUCUAGAAAACGUCUAUGUAUAUAUUCUGAGCAAUGUGAUUGCGGCUAGCAAUCGAGACUAG